AUGUCUGCAACCAACUCUAUUACUGUCCAAAAGCUGGAUAUGGAAAUCUAUGCGCUAAAGCAACACAUUAACGAUAUUCAUCAGGUGAUAAACCAGCAAAGAACACUUCUCCAAGACGUGUUAACUAUUGUGGAAGACACAGUUGUUACAACAAAUUUGCAUUCGGAGUUAAUUACCAAAUCCACUGAGUUGCACCAAAGUCAUGACUUAUUUAAGCGUGAACUUCUAUUUCUGCAUGACCCAAUAUUGUUCCACACACUUGCUUUUCUUGAUGAAGUGCAAACUGGAAUGAUCGAAUUGGCAGGGGGACGCAUACCUCUGUAUUUUGUAUCCAAGGAUAUUGUUCAUGCAAUGCUUGCCAAUGUGGAUGGAGAGACAAUUGAGCCUAUGCAAUUAAAUCUGGCCUUUGAGAUGGGGAGCGCUAUACCUCUCUUAAUUAAUCCGGAACGUAUGGAGAUUUGCUUUUUAUUGGCCAUACCAUAUGUAACUCACAAAGACAUUUUUCAAAUGAAAACAAUGUACUAUGUUAGAAAUGAUGUGAUUGCACAAUAUGUCUGGUAA
This is a messenger RNA of Pelobates cultripes (western spadefoot toad), 561 nucleotides long. NCBI's taxonomy places the organism in Eukaryota, Metazoa, Chordata, Amphibia, Anura, Pelobatidae. The record is from the annotation of a GenBank genome assembly.